Molecule: messenger RNA, 595 nt
Organism: Arabidopsis thaliana (thale cress)
Lineage: Eukaryota; Viridiplantae; Streptophyta; Magnoliopsida; Brassicales; Brassicaceae
Exons: 3
Coding region: 81-368 (95 amino acids)
Source: RefSeq, marked reviewed
CUUUAAUCCAUUUCUCUAUAAAAAGCAGUUCAUGGGUUGUAGCCUGAUCUUCAAUAGAACAAACAAAAAAGUGAUACAAGAUGAUUGGCUUGGUGCUAGGAACAAUUUUUUUCGGAUCAAUCCCUAUAUUCAUUUUCAAACGACAUACAAACGGUCAUGAGCCAAUACCGAAACAUAAGCGAGGCGGCGGAAGCACCAUCAUCGCAGUAUGUCUAAUCCUGCUUUUGUUCCUAACGCAAGCACUUGGAGCAAAUGUAUGCAAUGCUGCUGAUGGAACCUGUAAAGCCGGAGCAAAGUCAGAGACAUAUGCAGGAGACGAGUUUGACCCCUUUCACGAAGCUGAUCAUUAUGACGACGGUGAUGAAUGAUGAUCGACGGGGGAUAUGCAUUCCCCUGAAUCUUCUCAUAUUUAAAAUCCAAUAAUGAAAUGAAAAAUGUGUGUUUUUCAAUAGUUUAUUUCCGGGAAAGUGGACAUUUUCUCUUUUCCUAUUCCUUUUCUCCCCAUUUUAUACGAGUUGUGUUAUAUUCUUAAUACUUUUUCUGAUGAAAACGACCAGCAUACAUCACCACACUCUACAAGGAAUUUGUCAAAUAU